AUGCCAAAAAUUGAGGAUUGGCUUGAAUUGAACGAAGAGAAAGGUCCAAUCGCAACAUCCUUUGGCAACGGGACGCACCCUAUUCGCAAGGCAUGGGCUAAGUUGUUUCGCAGCAGCGGACAAUACAACGCCGGGGAUCCGUUCAUCCAUAGCUCUGUGGGCCCCUUCAGUUGCCUUGCUAGCAUCGACUCGCAGGGCAAGAGAAGCAACUCUGCCUCGGCCUACUAUAAGCCUGUUGAGCUUCGAAAAAAUCUUCACGUUCCGACGAACUCAUUCGUCGAGAGAAUCCUGUUUGACGAAACCAAGCCUCCUAAAGCUAUUGGAGUCCAAUAUAUUCUCGAUGGUGCCUCAAAGACUGCUUAG
Penicillium longicatenatum is the source of this 363-nucleotide messenger RNA. RefSeq lists its product as uncharacterized. NCBI's taxonomy places the organism in Eukaryota, Fungi, Ascomycota, Eurotiomycetes, Eurotiales, Aspergillaceae. The transcript has a single exon. The record is from RefSeq and is a predicted model, not a curated record. Bases 1 to 363 code for a protein of 120 amino acids. Gene Ontology annotation, molecular function: flavin adenine dinucleotide binding; oxidoreductase activity.